Messenger RNA from Monopterus albus (swamp eel), 1488 nucleotides. RefSeq names its product SRY-box transcription factor 11a (gene sox11a). The record is from RefSeq and is a predicted model, not a curated record. The coding region runs from base 199 to 1287 and encodes 362 amino acids. Gene Ontology annotation, molecular function: DNA-binding transcription activator activity, RNA polymerase II-specific; RNA polymerase II cis-regulatory region sequence-specific DNA binding. Gene Ontology annotation, biological process: neuron differentiation; brain development; camera-type eye morphogenesis. Gene Ontology annotation, cellular component: nucleus. Lineage: Eukaryota; Metazoa; Chordata; Actinopteri; Synbranchiformes; Synbranchidae. The transcript has a single exon.
CGCAGGGGACAUGAAAAAGCUGAUAACUAGUUAAGAAGGCAGUUUGUAACUCUGGAAAAAGAGUGCAGAGCUUGAGACACGUAUUACGCGUAAGACGUGGACGAACCGGCGCAAACACAGAGAACUGAGCAGUCUUGGCAGUGUGGGGCUGUGAGACACUGCAACGUCCGGACACAAAGUCACUUGAAAUAAAGGACAAUGGUGCAGCACACAGAUAACAGCGAGACAGACGGGAGCAUGUCCAGGGAGGCUACCGAUUCGGAGGAGAGUGAGUUUAUGGCAUGCAGCCCGGUGGCGAUAAACCCGGACUGGUGCAAGACAGCCACCGGUCACAUCAAGAGACCCAUGAAUGCAUUUAUGGUCUGGUCCAAAAUCGAGAGGAGAAAGAUCAUGGAGCAGUCUCCGGACAUGCACAACGCGGAGAUUUCCAAGCGCCUGGGGAAGAGAUGGAAGAUGCUAAAGGACAGUGAAAAGAUCCCGUUUAUCAGAGAAGCCGAGAGGCUCCGGCUAAAACACAUGGCUGAUUACCCCGACUACAAGUACAGACCCAAGAAAAAACCAAAACUCGACAGUUCCAAAUCAUCAGCACCGUCUCCGGAGAAGUGCGGGAAAAUUGCAAAGACUCCCAGCAAGAAGUGCUCAAAGAUAAAAACUAAGAGCGGCUCCAAGUCGUCUCAGGGCUAUGGGGAGGACUGUGUGUUUCCGAGCUUAAAAGUUUCAAAGACUGUGAAAAGUGAGCUCACCGAUGAUGACGAUGACGAAGAGUACGAAGAGGACUACCGGAUGGGGAUUAAGCCGGGGGACGAGGAGCGCCUGAGGCCGUACAAUGUAGCCAAAGUUCCUGCGAGCCCAACUUUGAGCUCCUCGGCUGAAUCUGAGGGGACGAGCAUGUACGAAGAAGUUCGGAACAACAGCAAACUGUUUUACAAUAUCAAAAACAUUGCCAAGCAGAGCACAUUGCACGCUGCUUCCGUCUCACCAGCAUCCUCCAGGUCAGUCUCCACAUCCUCCUCAUCCAGCAGCAGCUCCUCUUCCGGCGACGACGCGGACGAUUUGCUGUUUGACUUUAGUUUAAAUUUCGCCCCGAGCGCCCAAGGCUCGGAGAUGGGCAACCCCAAUUCAGGAAACCUCUCCCUGUCUCUUGUGGAUAAGGACUUGGACUCUUUUAGCGAGGGCAGCCUGGGCUCUCACUUUGAAUUCCCAGACUAUUGCACGCCAGAGCUCAGUGAGAUGAUUGCCGGGGACUGGCUGGAGGCGAACUUUUCUGACCUGGUCUUCACAUACUGAAUUUAAAAAAAAAUUUAAAAGUUCCUCUAGUAAUAAGAGAAAAGGGAGAAAUGAAAUUAUAUGUGUCCUGGUCAAGUUGUCCCUAGCCCUGACUGUGUCUCUUGUGGGUUUUCUGAAGGGUCCUGGUGGGAGAUGGAGGACCAGGAGGCGAGGUGAGGUUUGAGGAAUGAGAUGCUUAUGAAGCUGGUAGCAAAAAAAAAA